Molecule: messenger RNA, 671 nt
Organism: Musa acuminata subsp. malaccensis (wild Malaysian banana)
Lineage: Eukaryota; Viridiplantae; Streptophyta; Magnoliopsida; Zingiberales; Musaceae
Product: transcription factor ILI6-like
Biological process (GO): regulation of growth; regulation of DNA-templated transcription
Molecular function (GO): protein dimerization activity
Source: RefSeq, a predicted model, not a curated record
AUGCCCAUCUCUUUCUCUCAUGCACCUAUCUUCCUCCUCUUUUCAACAACUUUCUGUGUUCUUCUCAUUGUCCCUCCAUUCACUACCUCUCCUCUUUCUGACUUGAAUCACCCUAACAAAAUCUAUUUCCUCAAGCCUUGUAUUUUGGGCUACCAUCUUCCUGUAUCUACAGCUUGCCUUGGAUUCGACAGAUGUCAAGCAGGAGGGCUCGAUCACGGCAGUCGACGAGCUCGUCGAGGAUCACAGAUGAACAGAUUAAUGACCUGGUGUCUAAGUUGCAAGCUGUUCUCCCCGAGGCCCGCAUCCGUGGCGCCGAGAGAGUAUCAGCAGCUAGGGUGCUGCAGGAGACCUGCAACUACAUCCGAAGCUUACACCGGGAGGUGGAUGACUUGAGCGAACGGCUCUCAGAAUUGCUCGCCACCACGGAAGCCAGUAGCGCUCAGGCUGCCAUCAUUAGGAGCUUGCUCAAGUGAUCCAUUCAUACAUCCAGUUUAGGCUGAUCAUUUGCUCGAGUCCAAAGCUAGUGUUCUUUGGAGACGAAGAAAUAAAGAAAGACUGCAAUCCAGUUCUCCAUCUUUCAUGAACUCACGAGUUAAUUUUUGCUAGAAAUAUUCGAUCCAUAUCUGAUCCAUUUGUUGUCUUCAAUGUCUUUCUUAAAAUGGUUUACUUGU